Molecule: messenger RNA, 1283 nt
Organism: Cannabis sativa
Lineage: Eukaryota; Viridiplantae; Streptophyta; Magnoliopsida; Rosales; Cannabaceae
Exons: 2
Coding region: 120-959 (279 amino acids)
Source: RefSeq, a predicted model, not a curated record
ACAGAUUGGAACCUUUAUAUGAGCGGUUCCGGAAGCAAGCACCUCCGGUAUUCCUGGGAGGUCCAGAUGUGUCGAAAGCCGAGCAGUGGCUUACGGUGAUCACCAGAAUUCUGAACUUUAUGGGUGUCACCGGUAACGAUAGAGUGGUGUGCGCCACAUUUCAGUUCCAGGAGGAUGCCCUGGUAUGGUGGGACAUGGUGUCUCAGAUUCACGAUGUCACCACCAUGACCUGGGAAAGGUUCCAGGAACUCUUCAACGCGAAAUACUACAAUGAGGCGGUUAGAAGCGCCAAGAGGAAAGAGUUCGUUCACCUGACCCAGCGGGAGAACAUGAGUGUCACUGAGUAUACUACUCAGUUUGACCGGUUGGCGAGGUUGGCCUCGGGAAUUGUGCCGACCGACUUCAGCAGGAAGGAGAAGUAUCUGGACGGGUUGAAUCCCAAGAUCAGGCAUGACCUGAUGAUUACCACUGACGACAGCACCACCUAUGCUCAGAUGGUGGAGAAGGCACUGCGAGCUGAGGGCGCAGUGGGGUGUAUGUCAGAUUCAGCCAGUACUCCGGUUGGUGGCGGAGCUCCUACCCCUCCUGCAUCAGGCUUCAGCAGGGGGAGUAGUGGUUCGGCCAUUGAUCAGAGGAAGAGGGCACCCACUGCUUCCGGCGGCUCGAGCCAGAACAAGAGGUUCCGGGGGAACCAGAACAGAGGGAGUCGCCUUGUGGUAAUGAGACCCGAUUCUCCUACCCCGAGUGCCCUAGCUGCAAGAGGCAUCAUCGGGGAGAGUGCAAGGGGCAGGGAUGCUUUCAUUGUGGCAUGCCCGGGCACUUCAAGAGGGAAUGUCCCCAGCUCCGGCCAGAGGCACCGAGAGCUCCAGCGAUACCCACUCCAGCCAGGGUGUUCGCUAUCACGCAGGCUGAUGCAGAUGCCAGCCCAUCAGUUGUUACAGGUAAAGGCAAGGCUGUAGCUGAUGGACCGUGACCGAGCAUAUGAGAUUGUACAUGUCGGGGCGGUUAGGCCUGGAGCGUACGAUCCUCGGGACAGCAGGGCUGGGAUUUUUGUAACUGUCGUUAGACGACUUUCAUUUUGGUGUAAAAGUUGAACAGUUAAAACGUUUGUAAAUAUUUUUAUAAAUCGGGAUCCCGAGACUUUUUGUAAAAUGGUUUAUAAGUUUAAUGAAAAAGCAAAAUUUUAAUUAAUCACGUUUUUCCAUAAACCUCGUUGAUUAGCAACGAGCUGCACAGUACGUUUAAAAAUCACGUAAUACGCCUAAGAUAGUUAGGGUGUUACA